Messenger RNA from Haliotis rubra (blacklip abalone), 904 nucleotides. RefSeq lists its product as uncharacterized. The transcript has 3 exons. The record is from RefSeq and is a predicted model, not a curated record. NCBI's taxonomy places the organism in Eukaryota, Metazoa, Mollusca, Gastropoda, Lepetellida, Haliotidae. Bases 149 to 805 code for a protein of 218 amino acids.
CUUAGAUAGACGACUGGAAUCGUGAAAGAAAGAAAACAGAUGUGAGAAUUAUUAGUUGUCAUUUUCAAGACGUUUGUUUCUAAUUAAUAUUUCAAACCAAAGUGUGUGAUUGCGAAGUUGAGCUGUUGAGCUGUAGGGCCUCGUUGUCAUGGAUGAUGAAGCUACUACUCACCAUGGCAACAGGAAACACAGAGUGAAAGGAACAUCGAAAGAGACGGAGAAAGAACAAGCAAUUCCCCAAGGUUGUGUUGAUUUUGAGGCUGAAUUUGAGAAGAUUGCCCAUGAGAGAGAAGCUCGAGAUAAGCUACAGAAGAAGUACGACAAGCUGAAAAGAAUAUACCUUAAGUUGCAGCAGAAGUACCUGGAAAAAGAGGAACAGAAAAAACAAGCCGAAGAACCUGCCCUGGAGGUCGUGAACGUGAAAGAAGAACCUGAGGAGAAGGAACCGGACAAAAAUCAGCAUUGUCUGACCUCGAGCCAACCAACAGAAGCCCAAGCUAUUGAGAAAAAGAAUUUGUCUCGAAUAGCCCCCAAAAGAAAAUGUUCUCCAAGGAAAUCUCAAAUCCAGGCCAAUGUGGCUUUAUGUGUGACCACGGGUCAUCGAGUCGGAAGUCCCAGAGGGAGGGGCGAGGAGGUGAAAGGAAAAGCAUCCCAUUGCAGGAAUGCUAAAGGCAGGCGUAAAUCAUCUAAACCUCGAAAGAAAGAUGAAGCCAAGAAAAAGAUUCUAAGAAGAAGAAAAAAUGAUGGGAAGAAGGAAGAAGUAAAAGUUUCUGGAGGAUACAGGUGGCUUCUCAGAUCAUGUUGAAGAUGAUGAUGAUGAUGGUUUGUGGUUGGAUGUUGAUAAUGGUGGAAAAUCAGAGACAGAAGCUGUGUCACAGAAGAAGAAACGAAAGCGGACAUAAAA